UGACUACAUAACUCAUCGGUAAACUUACUAACACUGUGAUGGUGGCAAGGACGAUGGCGGUGGUGUUUUUGAUGGUGGUGGUGGUGGUGAUUGGUGGUUUAGAGGCGGUGGAAAUAUGUGAUAUGACUGAGGAUGGUUUGAUGGCAUGCAAACCAUCCGUCACAACUCCGGAUCCGGCUGACCCGAGCCCGGAAUGUUGUAAAGCGAUUGCGGGAGCGGACUUGAAGUGUUUGUGUUCGUAUAAGGAGUCAAGGUUCUUGCCAUCUUUCGGGAUCGACCCAACACUCGCAAUAGCGUUACCGGCCAAAUGCAACCUUCCUUCUCCUCCGUGCUGAGUGGUUGAUCACGGUGGUUGGAUUUUUUUCGGUUUGGUUAUACGUGGUGGAAUAACGUUGUAAUAUAUUUUGUGUUUGUGUGUAUGAAACUUUCAGAUCGGAGGGUCAAAUUAUUAAUAUAUCAAAUACGUUACUUUUAAA
This is a messenger RNA of Cynara cardunculus var. scolymus (artichoke), 476 nucleotides long. Its product is annotated as putative lipid-transfer protein DIR1. Gene Ontology annotation, biological process: systemic acquired resistance. Gene Ontology annotation, molecular function: fatty acid binding. The transcript has a single exon. The record is from RefSeq and is a predicted model, not a curated record. NCBI's taxonomy places the organism in Eukaryota, Viridiplantae, Streptophyta, Magnoliopsida, Asterales, Asteraceae. Bases 39 to 335 code for a protein of 98 amino acids.